AUGAUGAUAGAAACAAGUACAUGGAACUCUAGAAUGGUUCAACAUGAAUGCAUCAAUCGAUUCACUCCUCAAGAUAUGAACAUUCGAUCACCAUAUGAAUCUUUCAACCAUGACAUGAUGAUAGGAACAAGUACAAGGGAUUCUGAAUUCAUAAAUCAGUGCACAUCUCAAGAUAUCAAUGGUAGAAAUCAGAGUUCAGAGACAAACCUUCCAUACAUUACAUCACAAGUUGAAUCCUCUAACUUUGACAUGAUGAUUGGAACGAGUACAAGUGACAAUGAUUUGGAUCUUUUAACUGUGGAUCAGCUUGAAUUCAUGAAUCGGUUCUUCAUGCCUCAAGAUUUCAAUGCAAGACAUGAUGAUGAGAUAAAGUAG
Messenger RNA from Lactuca saligna, 375 nucleotides. The record is from the annotation of a GenBank genome assembly. Lineage: Eukaryota; Viridiplantae; Streptophyta; Magnoliopsida; Asterales; Asteraceae.